Molecule: messenger RNA, 1546 nt
Organism: Panicum hallii
Lineage: Eukaryota; Viridiplantae; Streptophyta; Magnoliopsida; Poales; Poaceae
Product: probable ribonuclease P/MRP protein subunit POP5
Exons: 4
Coding region: 640-1098 (152 amino acids)
Biological process (GO): tRNA 5'-leader removal
Cellular component (GO): ribonuclease P complex
Source: RefSeq, a predicted model, not a curated record
GGCUCUUUUUCCAAUCUUCUUUCCCAUAUCUCACACAGUUUAUGAGGGUUUCAGAUUUGGUUGAUGGCCCACGUUUAAGUCAAUCCUUGCUGAGCAGACAGCGUGGUUUGUUGUUACAUCUUUGCUGCUAACCAAUGUGUCGGUUGCUCUAGAAGGCUAACUUAAUUGAACCAUUUGAUAUUUAUGGCUCUUAAGCCCAAUAGCAUCUGCCUACUGACAGCUUAAUGCGUUUUAUGACCAUUCUUCUAAUUUUCUAUGUUAGCACUUUCGCAACAGGGCAACAUCUUACUUUAGAUUCCUAGAGCUAAGAAAACUCUAACUGCUGCCUUCUUUGAAGGCACGGCGCUGAUCCACUAGUCCAUCCUUAUUCUGGAAAAAGAGCCAUACAGGAAUGUGUUAUAACUGGCUUGCAACUCUUUGCUUUCUGAUAGAACAGAAGGGGCGCACUCCCCUCCCCCCCCCCAACUGAUUACAUAUCAAAUUAAAAAGGAGCAAAAAAUGUACAAAUGAGAACAAAAGGAAAGGAAGAAGAGGAAAGACAAAGAGGAAAAGAAAAGCUAAGGAAUCUAGCAAAUCACUAAUUAGGGGAAAGUAGCUUUGCUUCGGACGAUGCAGUCUUGCAACUCAUAAAUUGAACUGAUGUACACUAGCAGCUGCACGGCAGGAGGCAGGGGCGCCCUUCAGCCCACACCCCCCAAUUUGGUAAUUCGGCAAGUUUUUCUCUCUGGAGCUCUGCAGGAAAAGAAGUGUGUAUUCGCCAUGGUUCACUUCAAGAAUAGGUACAUGGUGAUGGAGGUCUUUAUAGAUGCAGUGAAGUAUGUUAAUCCUGUAACAAAGCUUUGCAUUAUCCGUGUGUCACGUGAAGACCACCAGAAGGUUUGGGCUGCUAUAACAAUGGUGAGGUGCAUUGGGAAAAUACCUGUAUCAUUCAACCUGCUUGACAUGAGUGGAAGCAUCAGGGCUUGCAAGAAAGCUGCACUUGAGUGCGAUGAAGCAAAAUUUGAACAAUACAAGUUGGCUGCUGGUGACCGUGUCACACCAGAGAUCAUCCAGUCCGUACAGAGCUGCUUUGAGAAAAUUAGAGGACUAGAGAGCUGAUUUCUAUGUCCUCUCCUAUUUUUAUUUUUUACUUUCUCUAGAUGAAAGAAAAGAAUGAAAUGGCAAAUUGAGUGUGGAUAUAGCAUUGAGCUCACAACUUAUGGCAUGAACAGAAGGAACUAUUAAGGUGUCAAUGUUGUUGCUGUACAUGUUCUACUGUGUCGCUGAAGAGGGUGAUGAGGCGUAGCCACUUCAACCUCAAUGUCUUGUGUAAGCCUCGUGUUUCUGGAAAGCCAUGUGUGGACGCCAGUUCUGCAUUAGUCUAGCCUGGCUAGGCCUGACCGGCUACCAAAUACGAGUUGGGUGGCUUAUGGGGAUUGGACAAGCAACCUAACACAUCCAUGUAUUUCUUUCUUUCGAGGCCACUACAAACUUUUGAACUUUUCAAUUUAUAAUUACAAGUUCUUAAAUUGAGAACGUAUUAAUGUGAUGUACAUUAAUGGUUCUA